AUGCACAACAACGGUUCCCUGGUCUGGUGUCAGAAUCACAAGCAAUGCUCUAAGUGCCUGGAGCCCUGCAAGGAAUCCUGGGACCUGCGGAAGGAGCGCUGCCAGAGCUUCUGCGAGCCUCUGUUCCCCAAGAAGAACUACGAGUGCCUGACGAGCUGCGAGUUCCUCAAGUAUGUGCUGGCUGUCAAGCAGGGCGACUGCCCCGCGCCCGAGAGGGCCAGCGGCUUCGCGGCCGCCUGCGUGGAGAGCUGCGAGGUGGACAGCGAGUGUUCUGGCGUGAAGAAAUGCUGUUCAAACGGGUGUGGGCACACCUGCCAGGUGCCCAAGACGUUGUACAAAGGCGUGCCCCUGAAGCCCAGGAAGGAGCUACGAUUUACCGAGCUGCAGUCCGGGCAGCUGGAGGUCAAGUGGUCGUCCAAGUUCAACAUCUCCAUCGAGCCGGUGCUGUACGUGGUGCAGAGACGGUGGAAUUACGGCAUCCACCCCAGCGAGGACCACGCCACACCCUGGCAGACGGUGGCGCAGACCACGGAUGAGCGGGCGCAGCUGACUGACAUCCGGCCCAGCAGGUGGUACCAGUUCCGAGUGGCGGCCGUCAACGUGCACGGGACCCGGGGCUUCACGGCCCCCAGCAAGCACUUCUGCUCCUCUAGAGAUCCAUCCCCACCGCCAGCUCCCGCCAACCUCCGGCUCGCCAACUCCACCAGCAACAGCGACGGCAGCGUGACCGUCACCCUGGCCUGGGACGUCCCCGAGGAGCCGGACCUGCCGGUGCACCACUACAAAGUCUUCUGGAGCUGGGCGGCCGGCAGCACGGCCCUGGUCCCCACGAGGAAGAAGCGGAGGAAGACCACGGACGGGGCCCAGAGCGCCGUGGUCCUGGAGGGGCUGCAGCCCGACUGCGAGUACAGCGUGGAGCUGCAGGCCGUCGCCUACUGGGGGCAGACGCGCCUCAAGAGUGCCAAGGUGGCCCUGCGUUUCUCCUCCGCGCCCCCCGCCAGCAACAAAGAACAGCUUGGGAAAACCAGGAAAGGCGUGAUUCGAACACAGCCCCCUUUCCAGAGACGCCGACUCGGCCGCUUGCUGGAAAUUGGCUCCCCCUUCUACCAAGACAACCAGCUGCAGGUCAAGGUGUACUGGAAAAAGACCGAAGAUCCCAGCGUGAGUCGCUACCAUGUGCAGUGGUCUCCAGAAGCCUGUACCCACAAUGACACCUCCAGGCCAGAGGCAUCAUCAGGCACGACCCAGGAAAAUUACAUGAUUCUUCAAGAUCUAUCUUUUUCCUGCAAAUAUAAGGUGACCGUGCAACCCACACGGCCCAAGGGCCGCCCGAAGGCCGAGACGGUUUUCUUCAGGACCCCGCCUUGCUCCGCCCUGCAGGGGAAAAGCCGCACGCACGUCAGCUGCCCCGGGGAAGCAGGUCCCGCUCUGUCCAAAGUGCUGGCCAAGCCCGAGAACCUGUCUGCCUCCUUCGCGGUCCAGGACGGCAACAUCACCGGCCACUUUGCCUGGAAGAUGGCCAAGGCCAACCUCUACCAGCCCAUGACCGGCUUCCAGGUGACAUGGGCGGAGGUGACCACGGAGAGCAGACAGAACAGCCUGCCCAACAGCAUCAUCUCGCAGUCCCAGAUCCUGCCCGCAGAUCACUCCAUCCUCGCCGUGCCCAGCCUGAGGCCGUCCACCCUGUACCGACUGGAGGUCCAGGUGCUGACCACAGGGGGCGAGGGGCCAGCCACCAUCAGAACCUUCCGGACGCCCGACCUCCCGCCCCCAGCGCACAGACCCCACCUGAAACAUCGCCACCCCCAUCACUACAGCUCCUCUCCGGAAAGGUACUGAGCCGCUCUGGACUCGCCCUGGACUCGCGGGCGGAAGCGUGGGUGCUCCCACGGGACCCCUCCCGGGUAACCCCUCUCCAUCCCCGCUGCCUCUGGAAACGGCGACAGACACGAGUGAAGGACACUGGCCACCCGUCUCCUGCGAGAGCAGAGGAAACGCAGACUCGGCUGGGAACUGCGGAUCCCGUUCCACGUGUGGUUUUGCUGAUUAAUCUCCACCGAAUUCUCACAGGACUGAGACGCGGGUGGGAGCUGCAAACUCGGAUCAAACCCCUGCAGCCAGCACGCAGGUUCAUGCACAAACCAAGCGUAACAUUAAUCAGUGGAACUUGAAAUUAAAUGACUGGUUUCAUUUA
Messenger RNA from Miniopterus natalensis, 2194 nucleotides. NCBI's taxonomy places the organism in Eukaryota, Metazoa, Chordata, Mammalia, Chiroptera, Miniopteridae. The record is from RefSeq and is a predicted model, not a curated record.